Messenger RNA from Carassius gibelio (silver crucian carp), 2108 nucleotides. RefSeq names its product guanine nucleotide binding protein (G protein), alpha transducing activity polypeptide 2 (gene gnat2). Bases 214 to 1278 code for a protein of 354 amino acids. Lineage: Eukaryota; Metazoa; Chordata; Actinopteri; Cypriniformes; Cyprinidae. Gene Ontology annotation, molecular function: G-protein beta/gamma-subunit complex binding; G protein-coupled receptor binding; GTPase activity. The transcript is spliced from 10 exons. The record is from RefSeq and is a predicted model, not a curated record. Gene Ontology annotation, cellular component: photoreceptor inner segment; photoreceptor outer segment; heterotrimeric G-protein complex. Gene Ontology annotation, biological process: adenylate cyclase-modulating G protein-coupled receptor signaling pathway; detection of chemical stimulus involved in sensory perception of bitter taste.
CAGGAAGAUCAGCAAAGCCCUCCCCAAUCCUAAGCUAAGACUUUUGAGGUGGACAAGGAGGAAUUAGAGGGGAUAGAGCGACCAAAGGAGGAAGCAGGGCAUUCCGCUUCAGUCUCUUUGCCUGUCUCUAUCCACUCGUCCAUCCCGAGCACAGGGGAAGCCGGCAAAAUUUCUUUCCUUGAGGAACUUGACCGGGAAGCGUCAGACGACGAGAUGGGUAGCGGAGCGAGCGCAGAGGAUAAGGAAAUGGCCAAGAAGUCCAAAGAGCUGGAAAAACAGCUCCAGGAAGAUGCAGAUAAAGAAGCAAAAACUGUCAAACUUCUGCUGCUGGGUGCUGGUGAGUCAGGGAAGAGCACCAUUGUAAAACAGAUGAAAAUUCUCCAUCAAGGUGGUUAUACAAAAGAAGAACAAAUGGAGUUUCGAUCUAUUAUUUUUGGCAACAUCCUGCAAUCUGCUCUGGCCAUCAUCAGAGGCAUGGAGAUGUUGGACAUCAACUAUGGGUCACCAGCAGCACAGGAGGACGGUCAGAAGCUCCAGAACCUGUCUGACUCCAUUGAGGAGGGCUCCAUGCCUCCAGAGCUGGCAGAUGUCAUCAAGAGGCUAUGGAAGGAUUCUGGUGUGCAGGCCUCAUUUGACAGAGCUGCUGAGUACCAGCUGAACGACUCUGCUGGAUACUACUUGAGCGAAAUGGACAGAAUCUGCAAACCUGACUACCUCCCCACUGAGCAGGAUGUGCUGAGAUCUCGAGUCAAGACUACUGGUAUCAUUGAGGAACAGUUCUCCUGCAAAGAGCUCCACUUCAGGAUGUUUGAUGUGGGUGGCCAGAGGUCAGAGAGGAAGAAAUGGAUUCAUUGUUUCGAAGGAGUGACUUGCAUCAUCUUCUGUGGAGCCCUGAGUGCUUAUGACAUGGUGUUGGUAGAAGAUGAUGAAGUGAACCGCAUGCAUGAGAGUCUCCAUCUCUUCAACAGUAUCUGCAACCACAGGUUCUUCGCCACAACUUCCAUUGUGCUUUUCCUCAACAAGAAAGAUCUUUUCCAGGAGAAGAUCAAGAAAGUCCACCUGAGUAUCUGUUUUCCUGACUAUGAUGGUCCAAACACAUAUGAAGACGCCAGCAACUACAUCAAGACUCAAUUUCAAGAUCUGAACAUGAAGAAGGGAGUGAAGGAGAUCUAUGCACACAUGACCUGUGCCACGGACACAAAGAACGUCGAGAUCGUGUUCAACGCUGUGACAGAUAUUAUCAUAAAAGAAAACCUUAAGGACUGCGGUCUCUUCUAAACACAAUCUACUUUUUCAAAGAUCUUUCUGCCCUAUCCCCACCAGCACGAUUGGAUUUACUCUGGCGAAGUUGCUACAGUAACAAAAGAAUAUCCACAGUGGCACAAAGGUGAACUCUACAGCAAGCAGUCAAGUGUGGUCAGUGGAUCCCCGGCCAAAAAAACAACCUCAAAAACUUAACCAACCCUCAGAGACUAGAUCCAGAUUAGACUAAUGGACUCUGCCCUGUCAAACCACUAGUAGAGACGAGAGAAGGAUUACCAAAGAAAGGGGACUUUUGAUGCUAUGAGUUAUUGAUGCUUGUGGAGAAGCUUCCUCUCAAUGUGUUUAAUGUUAAACCUUAUAGAGGUUUCACUGUUAGAUGUUUUUUUUUUUUUCUCCAUUCAUUUCCAGAAAAAGAAAAGUAAAUAUAAUGCAAUUAAAUGAUGCUGUAUCAAAGAAACUGAAGUGGGGCCCUAUCAGAUCCCUUGGUAGCAAUUAGAAACAUUCUUAUAUGUACAGCAUCUGGUUUCCUUUUGAGAGAUUCAAACUUGCAUAUUAGCAAGAUGUGAUUGUUUGAAGUCUGCCAGCUCACACAAUAUAUGAAAGACGUUUCUUUUUCAGCCCCAAAUACAGUAGGGCAGUAUGUUUUGUAAAUAAGAGUAGGAAAAAAGAUUCUAUAUAAAAUGUAUAUGGAGACAUUCCUAUAUAUAUUUAUGAUACAGUGUUACAGUAACAAGUGAAAAUUCUAGAAUGGCACGUUGCUUUGUUUAAAACCAGAGUUAUGAAUUUGUGGAAAUGUUCUGGAAUGUUAAUGUAGGCACAUGAAAUAAAGACUUGCAUCAAUUUCA